GCACCCGUAGGUUUCAGGAAAUUGCCCACACCGCAUUCCCUUUGGGCUCCCUCAGCCCCCUCAAGAGUCUGGCUCUGCUGCCAACUCUGAGUCAGAGACUUUUAUCCUCCCCGCCCCCACUCCCACGCUAUUUUUGGAGCGCCUGUUUGGGCCUGCCGUAGCUUCUCUGGUGAAAGAAACACCAGGAUUACAUCAGGGAGGAGGAGGCGGCCUGGACCUUGGGUGUCUGGGCAGGGGUUAGUGACGUUGAGGUUGGCUUGAGGUCAGGCGAGAGGCUAAAGGCCAGGACACCUGUGUCCCUGUGCAGGAUGCUUUGUCAUGUGGCAGUUGGUGCUUUCCUGAUGAUCAAGGAACCUCAGUGACCCCCAGAAACCUAGAAAUUCAGGUGGAAUGCAGAAAUUCCAGUGGUGGGACACAGUCUGCAUCAGUCAGCCAGGGAGGCGGUUUUCCAACAUUCCAGACCCUCCUCCCUCAGACUCAAGAGUGGGGCCCCGAGCCCCUCCUCCCUCAGAUCCCAGAGUCCAGCCCCAGCCCCUCAUCCCUCAAACUCAGGAGUCCAGACCCCCAGCCCCUCCUCCCUCAGACCCAGGAGUCCAGGGCCCCCAGCCCUUCCUCCCUCAGACCCAGGAGUCUGGGCCCCAGCCCCUCCUCCCUCAGACCCAGGACUCUGGGCCCCCAGCCCCUCCUCCCUCGGACCCAGGGGUCCAGACCCAGCCCCUCCUUCCUCAGACCCCGGAGUGCAGACCUGCAGCCCCUCCUCCCUCAGACCCAGGGGUCCGGGCCCCCAGCCCCUCCUCCCUCAGACCCAGGGGUCCAGGCCCCCAGCCCCUCAUCCCCCAGACCUGGGAGUCCAGGCCCCCAACCCCCUCCUCCCCCAGACUCAGGAGUCCAGGCCCCUAGCUGGAAGGACCCCCUGAUUGCAUCAUCCGUUCAGGCUGACCUGGCCACGGUAGAGUCCUAGCUACCGCCAAGUGGGUCAAAUAUCAUGGGUCAGGCAUGGGGAAGGUGAUUGGGCAGGUCUGUCAGGAUAUAAAUUCCCGAGCUUCUGCAUCCAUCCCAAGAGACUUGGCUGUCCUCUCAGCUGGGAGUCCACAUGCGAGAGGACCCAGGCACUUGGGCUCUCUGAGCAGCAAUCCGUGAAUCUGCUUUCCCAGACCACCAGGAUCUGAAACAGAAUCUAGACCAUUCAGCUCUUCAAAUCCUAGACCCCAGACCUCGCCUGAGGACGUGAGCCAUUGAUGGACUGGAACAAGGCCGGGUUGGAGCACCCAGGACUGUGGGUCCCUGUGCUGGCUGUCUUUCUACUGGGAGCCUGCCAGGCACACCCCAUCCCUGACUCCAGCCCCCUCCUCCAAUUCGGGGGCCAAGUCCGGCUGCGUUAUCUCUACACAGACGACGCCCAGGAGACAGAGGCCCACCUGGAGAUCAGGGCUGAUGGCACAGUGGCAGGGGCUGCCCACCGGAGCCCUGAAAGUCUCUUGGAGCUGAAAGCCUUGAAGCCAGGAGUCAUACAAAUCUUGGGAGUCAAGACAUCCAGGUUUCUGUGCCAGGGGCCAGAUGGGACGCUGUAUGGAUCGCUCCACUUCAACCCCGCGGCCUGCAGCUUCCGGGAGCUGCUCCUUGAGGACGGCUACAACGUCUACCAGUCCGAAGCCCUUGGCCUCCCGCUCCGCCUGCCCCCCCACAGCUCCCCACACCGGGAUCCAGCCCCUCGGGGACCUGCCCGCUUCCUGCCGCUGCCAGGCCUGCCCCCAGCGCCCCCGGAGCCUCCAGGGAUCCUGGCUCCCGAGCCUCCAGACGUGGGCUCCUCAGACCCCCUGAGCAUGGUGGGGCCUUCACACGGCCGAAGCCCCAGCUACGCCUCCUAAAGCCACAGGCUGUUUGUCGUUGGGUCUCCUCUUUAUUUAUUGGGUUAUUUAUCUUAUUUAUUUUUUUAUUUUUCUUACUUGGGAUAAUAAAGAGUCUGAGAGGAGGAUCAGAGUGAGCAC
Diceros bicornis minor is the source of this 1988-nucleotide messenger RNA. It is a transcript of the gene FGF21, whose product is annotated as fibroblast growth factor 21. Bases 1239 to 1868 code for a protein of 209 amino acids. The record is from RefSeq and is a predicted model, not a curated record. The transcript is spliced from 3 exons. Gene Ontology annotation, cellular component: cytoplasm. Lineage: Eukaryota; Metazoa; Chordata; Mammalia; Perissodactyla; Rhinocerotidae. Gene Ontology annotation, molecular function: growth factor activity; fibroblast growth factor receptor binding. Gene Ontology annotation, biological process: positive regulation of protein phosphorylation; regulation of cell migration; cell differentiation.